CUAGGCGUGUUUCCUGCUACCAUUGACUAAAACCGAGAGCAGGCAUCCUGCGGGAAAAACAGCACAUCAAACAGCUUUACAUGGUCGCAGCCAUACAGGCGAUUAUUUUUUAUAUUUUUAAAGGAUUUUUUUUUUUCAUCCACGUGAAGACAUACUGAUCAUGUCCAACAGCACGUUCAUUGUAUAAUGUGCGCGCACACGGAGCAGCUCGCCUGUACGGUCAUUUUAUGAUUUAUCGAGAUGAUAUGAAUGUCAAUCGGUCAAGGUCCGCUCUCCCCAUGCAACAGCCACGGCUGGAUUGUCAAGCCUCUGGUGGGAAACAUCUGCCGCAAGCGUUUGGAUGAAUUUUCUAAUAAUCUGCACAUAUUAAGUGUCCGGUGAGAGGAUUGAGAUUGAGCAGCGUGGGAGCCGCACAUUUGGGAAUGACAUGCUGCAGUGAAGACGGCAAACUGGAAAUAAUAAGGAUUAGAAAACAUUGAGGAUGUGACUGCGACACUUUUAAAAGACAAUGAACCACAGCCCUGUGCAGAAAUCUUUAAUAUCACUGAGUGAGAGUCACAUUGACUGAGCGGUAUCUGUAAGAAUAUAUGAGCGCAAACACCCAUCGGUUUAUUGUCUGACUCGUUUUACAGUAUAACAGCUGACAUUAACCCAAAAGAAACACUGAGCACAACACCAUGUCGGCGGUGAUGAUAACACGAAAGGUGCGAAAAUGGGAGAAGCUCCCGGGGAAAAACACUUUCUGCUGCGACGGACGGGUGAUGAUGGCCCGGCAGAAAGGAGUCUUCUACCUGACCCUGUUCCUCAUCGUCGGGACCUGCUCUCUCUUCUUCGCUUUCGAGUGUCCAUACCUAGCUGUCCAUCUGUCUCCUGCCAUCCCAGUUUUCGCUGUCCUGCUCUUCCUCUUCGUCAUGGCCAUGCUACUGAGGACCAGCUUCAGUGACCCUGGGGUGCUGCCACGGGCACUCCAAGAGGAGGCCACAUUCAUCGAGAUGGAAAUCGAGGCUGCCAACGGGAACGUCCCCGCAGGGCAGCGACCCCCGCCUCGAAUCCGCAACGUUCAGAUCAACAACCAGAUCGUCAAGCUCAAGUACUGCUACACCUGCAAGAUCUUCCGACCUCCUCGAGCAUCUCACUGCAGCAUCUGUGACAACUGCGUCGACCGAUUUGAUCACCACUGUCCGUGGGUAGGCAACUGCGUGGGCAAGAGGAACUACCGAUACUUCUACCUGUUCACCAUGUCCCUCUCCCUGCUCACCAUUUACAUCUUCACCUUUAACAUUGUCCACGUGGUGAUGCGCUCAGUGGAUAAGGGUUUUUUGAACACUCUGAAGGAAACACCUGGAACUGUCCUGGAGGUGUUGGUGUGCUUCUUCACCCUGUGGUCGGUGGUGGGACUGACUGGCUUCCACACCUACCUGAUCUCUCUCAAUCAGACCACCAACGAGGAUAUUAAAGGAUCCUGGUCGGGAAAGAACAGAGUCCAAAACCCGUACAGCCACAAGAACAUCGUCAAAAACUGCUGUGAGGUGCUCUGCGGGCCAACAUACCCGAGCGUCUUGGACAGAAGAGGACUGAUGCACGAGGAUUCGUCUGUUCCUGCAGCAUCUGCUACAUGCACCACCACCACCACCACUUCGAGCAGCUGCAGCAGCAGCAGCAGCAGCAACCCAGUGCCACAAACCACGCAUGCACUCCUCUGCUUCCAGAAACCCACAGCUCCACUCAUCCCCAAUGAGCACACACCUGAUGAUGCCAAGCCGAGCAUUGCUGCCUCGGCAGAGAGGAGCCCCUCCCCCAAAGAGGAGCACCCUCCUGCUUCGAAGGUCCCACCUCUGGCUUCGCCUGAGACCGAUGCAGAAACAUCCCUCGCCAAGGACAAGACCCAUUAGCUGCAUGAGGGGGCGGCUCUCGUCGUAGCCACUCUCCUAGCAUCCUGCCUGGUCGGGGAACUGAAACAUUAAUAAUCGACGUGUGAUUACUGUGCGGGUGACUCGGUUAUUCUCCUGCCAUACAUUCCACCAGAAGAGCAGAGCUUCUGCGGCAGCUCCUCCUCUUCCCUCCUCUCCUCACCAGUAACUGCAGAGCUGUUUGACUGACACUUACUCCUGCAGGAGGAGGAGUGAUUUAAUGGAAAGUCAGCUUCCUCUGUCUCCUGAACACUGCAUGGAAAAGACACACGGGGGGAGAAGCUGCUGGGAGAACUGCAGAGAAAAAUAACCUCUACAAGCGUAUGACACCUGUGGGCUGCCCUGAUUGUCAAUACUACUUUUGUUCUUUAUUUAAAAUUGCAUAAUGACAUUUAUUGUGACAGGCCAGUUCAAAUAUACUCCUUGCAAGUGUCUGGCAAAGACAAUAUUACUACUGGACAUGUAUAAAACUUCAUACAGUCAGUUCUCUGUUGUGUGCACAUUACAUGCCCUAUGCAAACCAUGAGAAAGCUGGACAAGCAGCAGAGUGUGGAAAGAAGGUUUACAGGUGUGAGUCUGUGAGGACAUGCAAAUCCUUAGCUGAGAUACCCUAAAGGCUCCUUCCAGGCAAGUCAAAAUCUACCUUGUAUUCUGAUAUUGCUGCAUUCAGUACUGUUGUUACUUACGUGCAUCUUCUUCUUCUUCUUCUUCUUCUUCUUUUUUUAAAGUGAUCUGAUCCAGACCAAUGCCUGUCCUUCCAUUUUUAUAUAAUCAAAGAUGUAGUGUGACGUCGGUGCUCUAAACUAGAUGAAAUUGCUUUAUGCACAGUUAAAGUCUUGUAUCCAGGAGACGCAGAGUCCCAGUGUAUGUGUGAGAAAAGGCCUGAUUAUAGUAGACACUCGUACUAACAGUGCCUUAUCACAACGGUUGCACUAUCAAAUGCAACUGAGGUCAGCUAACAGAGAAGCCCUUGAAAUCCACUCUGAUCACUGAUACGAUGUUAAAUAAGAACUCUUUAUACACCUAUUAGUCCAGUGGUUCCUAACCCAGGGUUAGGGAUCCCCACAAGGUCAUGAAAGGAUUAAAAGCAGGACAUGUUUGUAAAUUGUUUAUUCGCUUUCUGGCGAAAAUUAGGUGAGAAGAUUGAAACCACUCUCAUGUCUGUAUGGUAUGCAUAAAGCGACAACUGGGUGAUAGUUAGUUUAGCAUAAAGACUGUAAACGAGGACCUAUAAAACUCAUUAAUUAACGUCAUAUUGCAUUUGAUUAUUAUGUACAAAACAAAGAAAUGUUUUGUGGUUUUACAGCUGUUAAGGUAACUUUUUUUUUUCCUUUUUUUUUUUUUACAUAUCAAACAAAAUAAGUGAUGUUCAGAGGAGGUGGUAGGUGGAUUUUUGAACUUUGCAUAAAGACUCUGUUUCCAGUCUUUAUGCUAAGCUUAGUUAGACAUGAAAGUGUUAUCGGCCUUCUCCUCUAACGUUCAGCCAGAAAGCAAAUACAAUGUAAUAUUAUGUAAUGAAAUGUAUUACCCAUCCGUCACAGGUCGUAAAGGUUGAGAACCACUGAAUUAAACCAUGUGAAGCAAAAAACAAGCAAAGCCAUUGUUGAAUUGUACAUAAUCUUAGCAGGUGAAGAUGUACCGAAAACUUCUCAGCUGAGGUGAGGAAAAGGGAAAGAUUGCAGCAAAGUUUUGUUUUUUUUGUUUUUUUAGCGUGGCCAGUGUUAAUUAUGUUUCCUGUGAGUUUGAGCACCUCCUCCUGCAAAACACACCAGAGCCGAUCUUCAGAUCUUCUCUCUCUUCCUGCCGUCUUUGGUCUCCUCCCUCUAUAAAAACGGCUCUCAUAUUUAAUUCCUCUUCUUCUCCUCGCAUCUUUGCCGUGACAGUUAUCCCAAGGCCGGGGCCGCUUCGACUGAAGCCGUCUGUGGCUGGCUCAUUAUCGCAGAGGGAACAAAGCCAAGGCUGAGCGGGAAAGACACUCAAUCCUUUCUUUUCACACAUCUGUGUAUUUCAGUCGGAGCACAGUCUGUAAUGUGGCUUGAGAAUUUAUUUUGUUUUGGUCACAGAUCUCUGGAGGGGACAGCAUCCACACAAAGAGAAAAAUGAGAGAAAGUAAAGCUUAAUCUUAGUAUUUAAAUGAUGUUAGCUGAUAGCGCGAGUUUGUAAUAGUGAUUGUGUUGUAUGCAAGACAGAGUUAGUGUUCGUGAAAUAUACUUGUGUAGAAAUUCUAGUGUGUCAACAGCAUUGUAUCAGACUCUGAAAUCUGCUCGAGAUGAUUUAUUAUAUUAAGAUUUAAAAGAAUUUCUCCUAAUUUCUCCUCAACUCCAAAAUAUUUGCCAAACAAAUUUUAAGAUUGUGGGAAUGUUGGCAGCUGUAUGGAUAUUUUCAUUGUACCAUGGAGUAGUUUAAAGCUCAAGACUGAUACUAGGCUAUAAAAAA
This is a messenger RNA of Larimichthys crocea (large yellow croaker), 4346 nucleotides long. It is a transcript of the gene zdhhc9, whose product is annotated as zDHHC palmitoyltransferase 9. Gene Ontology annotation, biological process: peptidyl-L-cysteine S-palmitoylation; protein targeting to membrane. Gene Ontology annotation, cellular component: endoplasmic reticulum; Golgi apparatus. The record is from RefSeq and is a predicted model, not a curated record. Bases 678 to 1892 code for a protein of 404 amino acids. Lineage: Eukaryota; Metazoa; Chordata; Actinopteri; Sciaenidae. The transcript is spliced from 9 exons. Gene Ontology annotation, molecular function: protein-cysteine S-palmitoyltransferase activity.